GCGCUUCUCUGAUUAGUCUGAUUAUAGGACUCCUAACCCAACUCCUACUCAGCCGAUUUCCGAAGGUCGAAAUUGAAGUUAUGUUUGAUAUGUCAGUUGAACAUUAAAAUAUAGGAUUCAUUAUGUCUUUGUAUGAUGAUUUUGACAAACAUCGGACGACGGAGAAAGUCGCCGGAUGGUCUUCCGGCAUUAAGUUACUACAAUCGCAGCUGCAGCUGAAAAAAGCUGCUACAACACAGCCAAAGCGUGAGCAAUACAGAAAAGCUACUGCUGUACUACCACCAGUGAUAGACUUGAAAUCAAAAGCUAACCGUGAUGUCGACAGGGAGGAUGACACGGCUCACAACAAUCCAUUAUCUAGUGGCAGCGUGAGCAGCAUAGGGGUAGGUGGUGAAUUUGACUGGAAUGUGGUGAAUGAAUACGAUCCUAUAUGGCCCAAUGAAUAUGAAAAAGUUGUGAAAGAAUUACGCGAUAUCAGGGAUAGAGAGCACGAUCAGGAGACAGAAAUGCGCAAACGUAGGAGGGAUAAUACUCGCUUUGAAGAUACUCAGACUGCUGGUGGAAAUAGUACAAUGAUACCUCCCGAAAGAGAUGAAGAGAGAACGCCGACCUCGAGAGGUAUAGUUGGAGGUGCUGCCAUAGCACCACCACCGUCCUUACAAGAAUCUACAGACGUGCCACCACCACCACCACCACCGCGACAGCCGUCUAAUCUAGGCUACUCAACAUCGUCCGUAGCAGCAAAAAUAAUGGCUAAAUAUGGCUUUAAGGAGGGACAAGGUCUUGGUAAAAAGGAACAAGGCAUGUCAGUUGCAUUGCAAGUGGAAAAGACUAGUAAGCGUGGUGGUAGAAUAGUUGGUGAGAGGGAACAGCUAAUGCCUCCACCACCACCUAUCACAGGAUCUCCACCACAGUCGCACAUGCUACCGCACGCACAACAACCCCAGGAAGAACCUAGCAUUACGGAAAUAAUGAAAUGUCCAAGCAAGGUUGUUCUUUUGCGCAAUAUGGUUGGUCCUGGAGAGGUUGAUGACGAUCUUGAACCGGAGGUGAAAGAUGAAUGCAACACUAAAUAUGGUGAUGUUGCACGUGUUAUUAUUCACGAAGUGAUAGAGGCUUCGCCAGAGGAGGCAGUACGAAUUUUUGUUGAAUUCAAGAGAAUAGAAAGUGCUAUUAAAGCCGUGGUUGAUUUAAAUGGACGUUUCUUUGGUGGUAGGCAAGUCAAAGCGGGAUUCUAUUCUAGUGAGAAACUUGAUAACUUACAACUGAUGGAUUAGUUUUAUCUGUAAGACGUUCAAACCGUAACGUUUGUUCUCCGUAAAUUGUAUAAAAAUGUUUUAUAUUUCCACUACAUGGUGUAGCAAAUCAUUGAAAAAUAAAUUUUCCUUUUAUAAUAUA
Messenger RNA from Temnothorax curvispinosus, 1398 nucleotides. RefSeq names its product splicing factor 45 (gene Spf45). Lineage: Eukaryota; Metazoa; Arthropoda; Insecta; Hymenoptera; Formicidae. Gene Ontology annotation, molecular function: RNA binding. Bases 123 to 1277 code for a protein of 384 amino acids. Gene Ontology annotation, biological process: alternative mRNA splicing, via spliceosome; mRNA cis splicing, via spliceosome. The transcript is spliced from 4 exons. Gene Ontology annotation, cellular component: precatalytic spliceosome. The record is from RefSeq and is a predicted model, not a curated record.